This is a messenger RNA of Misgurnus anguillicaudatus (oriental weatherfish), 1953 nucleotides long. NCBI's taxonomy places the organism in Eukaryota, Metazoa, Chordata, Actinopteri, Cypriniformes, Cobitidae. The record is from RefSeq and is a predicted model, not a curated record.
AUGCUGCAAUAGAUUCUACGGGAUAUGUAUAUAGAGCCUGUCCUGCCGGCUGAGCUGAACGAGGAGUAAAGACAAAUCCUCUUCUAUAAGAUUCGAGAGGAGCAGGUGAGACGCUGGAACGAGAGGGAGAGGAACUCUGACCUUCCUGUAUGUAAGAAGAGAGGUGACCAGAGAGGCGUUGAGUGGCUUCUGAGCUCAGAUGGAGAGGUGUCGGUCAUGGGGGAAAGCCUUGGGGACAAACCCUUUGAAGACAUUGUGGAAGAGCUGAUGGAGGAUAGAGCCAGGAAGCAGGCCCAGCAAGAAGCACAGGAACUCCGGCGUGUGAAGGAGGCAGAGAUUGAAAAGAAGUUCCGAGAUGCCAUGGCGAAGGAAAAGGCUCGUUUCGCGGCAGAGAAAUGGAGGGAAGAGAUGGAUGACAGAAAGGCAGCAAAGCAGGAAGAAGAAGAAGAUCGCUUUAGAGAGGAGCUUAAAGGAAAAUCUGAGGAGGAGGAGAGAAAGAGAGGCAAAGAGGAAAUUCGGCAAGCCGAGGAGCGGCAAGCAAAAGAGCUUUACGUCUCUCUGAAGCAGGAGGAAAAGAGAAACGAGAGAGAUGACAAAGAAUGGCUAGAACAAUUGCAACGCUUCAAGACGGCGGAUGAAGAGAUGAAAUGUAAAGCGGUACAGGGUAGAGAUGAAUACAAGCGGCAGUCUUUGAGGGGUAUCGAAAAGGGGCUGGUGGCCGGGCGUAGGGGGCUGUUUCAUAAAACGCAUCUGAACCGAUCGGGUCAUGGCCGACGCCACGAAGCAGUCAUCGAACAUCCGCCACUUCGGGAUGAGUCCAGCCAUUCAUCAGCUGCUGGUGCUGGCUCACUUACCUCAACCCAUUACCAGGACCGACAAAACCGCCGUUAUUAGAGUCCAGUGACACAGUCGCUCACCGAAUGGUUCCAGUUCUGGGCCCCCCUCUGGGCCCACCCCCACCCUGGGCCCGGGACAACAGACCCAUGCUAUUUGACCGGGCAACAUGAAAGCAAUGCCAGCAUCACUCGGAGAUUACUGCGAAACACCUGUACUGCCUGGCACUUACAACUGGACUCACACUCAAUCUCAGUCCAUAUCUCUCUCCACCUGUCUAUCACUCUGCCUCUGGCUUGCUCUCUAUCUCCAUCUGUCUUUCUCACCGUCACCUAUUGCUCUCUCUGUACCUCUGCAGGAAUAAUAUCACGGCAGGAGUCAGAGGAUUUGCUGACGAAUGCCGCAGAGGGCUGUUUUCUGGUCAGAGUGAGCGAGAGAAUCUGGGGGUACGCGCUGUCCUACCACACUGCCAACGGGUUUAAGCAUUUCCUCAUUGAUGCCUUGGGAUUAUUACAGCUGGGCAUCGACCAAAGCCGUCAUGCCACCUUAGCUGACCUCAUCGACUUCCAUAAAGAGGAGGUGAUUACUACAUCUGGAGAGAUACUUAAGGAGUCCUGCAGGCUGAGAAGCUCAAUAGCUGACUAUGGAGGCCUUUUCCAGUGAUGUUUUUCUCUGUCUUUAAUGCCGAGCAUGCACAUUAUUUCAAAAAGUUGAAUCUCAGAAGUGGAUAUCGGUUUUGUUCAGAUUUACACAGGCAUUCACAAAGUGCAAGACUGUCAAGGUUGUUCUUUCAGAUGUAAAUAAUAAGCACCUUUUAGUUGCUCUUAUUUACCUGUCUGCAACAAAUAUGUGACCCUGCCUGUGUGAAAGCCCAGCUAAUGUCAUGUUUUUCUACAUAAAAUCAUCCUACAUAAUGUAAAGAACAGUCUGUGAAAAUAAAACCUGGAUAUCUAUAAUUUUGACUGAGUAAGGUUAUGUGAAAGAUUGAAAUUAAAGUGAAAUUCAUGGUUGAAAUCAAACCGGAUCAGGGUCACGAUAUGAUCAAUUGGAUAUGUCACACAUCUUAACUUCUGUUUUAGAUAAAUUAUAAAUAAUAUUAAAUAAAAAAUGUAAAAUACA